Theobroma cacao (cacao) is the source of this 1776-nucleotide messenger RNA. It is a transcript of the gene SVR1, whose product is annotated as pseudouridine synthase family protein. The record is from RefSeq and is a predicted model, not a curated record. Gene Ontology annotation, biological process: maturation of LSU-rRNA from tetracistronic rRNA transcript (SSU-rRNA, LSU-rRNA, 4.5S-rRNA, 5S-rRNA); pseudouridine synthesis; plastid translation. NCBI's taxonomy places the organism in Eukaryota, Viridiplantae, Streptophyta, Magnoliopsida, Malvales, Malvaceae. Gene Ontology annotation, molecular function: pseudouridine synthase activity; RNA binding. Gene Ontology annotation, cellular component: chloroplast.
AAUAAUUUUGAAGGUGGAAACCCCCCAAAAUAUCCCCAAGAUUUAAAAUCCAGUGCCUACUGGCCAGCAAGCGAGCAAAGCAAAGCAAGAAAAAUGGGAGCACUGUCAUCUCUCCACCACCUCUCAACUUCCCUUUCCCUCCUUACCAGACCAUCCCUUUCUCUCCCUCCUUUCCUCCGCCCAAUCCGCGCCCUCCCUCCCAUCACCUCCUCCUCCUCUUUACAGUUCAACAUCACAUUUGCUCCUCCGAACCCCAAACUCAAACCCAGAACCCCUCCAAACCUCAAGAACGACGUUGUUCUCGACGACUCCGAAUCCCCUCCCCUUCCUUCCAAUGGCCAGCUAUUCAUCCCCUGGAUCGUCCGCGGCGAGGACGGCAACCUCAAACUCCAAGCUCACCCCCCUGCGCGCCUUAUCCACGCGCUUGCUGAUGCUAAAACGCAGAAGCCCAAAAAGAAGGUUGACAAGGCGGUGAAGAAAAAAAAGGAGAUUUCAGCUGUUGGAAAUGCAAGUGUUGAGCCGCCUAAGCUUUCCAAGGCGGCUAGAAGGUUUUAUAAUGAAAAUUUUACAGAGCCUCCUCAAAGGUUAAGUAAAGUCCUUGCUGCUGCUGGAGUGGCAUCAAGGCGUGGAAGUGAGGAGCUUAUUUUUGAUGGCAAGGUGACUGUUAAUGGUUCUGUGUGCAAUGCUCCUCAGACUCGAGUUGAUCCUGCAAAGGAUAUUAUUUAUGUCAACGGGAGCCGACUUCCUAAAAAACUACCACCUAAGGUGUAUCUUGCCCUAAACAAGCCCAAAGGGUAUAUUUGCUCAUCUGGGGAGAAAGAGUUCAAAUCUGUCCUGGAUCUAUUUGAGGAUUAUUUAAAGAGAUGGGACAAAAUGAAUCGAGGUUCUCCCAAGCCACGAUUAUUCACUGUUGGCCGACUUGAUGUUGCUACAACUGGCUUGAUUAUUGUGACCAAUGAUGGAGAUUUUGCUCAAAAGUUGUCACAUCCUUCAUCCAACUUAAAUAAGGAAUACAUUGCGACAAUUGAUGGUGAAGUAAAGAAGCGGCACUUAAUUGCCAUCAGUGAAGGGACAGAAAUUGAAGGCAUUCAUUGCAUCCCAGAUUCUGUGGAAUUACUUCCGCGGCAGCCAGAUUUGUCAAGACCUCGUCUUCGUAUUGUGGUUCAUGAAGGGAGGAAUCAUGAAGUUCGUGAACUCGUGAAAAAUGCUGGACUUGAGAUUCAUUCGUUGAAGCGUGUACGCAUAGGUGGUUUCAGACUUCCAGCAGAUCUAGGGCUAGGGAAGCAUGUCGAGCUAAAACAGAGUGACCUUCGUGCAAUGGGUUGGAAGAGUUAGUGAAGUCACUGCUUCAGUGGCAGCAUCUGCAUUUUCUUUUUGGUCUCCAUGGAAGAGCCUUCAACCAGAUGUUACACGGCCAUAGAGUCACUGAUUUUUUGAGAGCAUGGGAACUGGCCCCUUCAUGGCAAUGGUUUAUGGGCCUAUGAGUUGGACGUCAUGAUUUCUCAUUGUGUUGGAUGACUAUUGCGGGCAGGCCACAUCUUUUUCUUUGGAAAAGGGCAGAAUUCUUAAAAUACUUCUGUGAGGUAAAAUUAUUUAUAUAGAUGUGAAGUUGUGUUGUACAUAUAGAGCUCUAAUACAUGCUACAAUACCAAACUGCUUCAUGGAAAUCACAUGAUUGUAAUGGAACUGGUUUAAAGAAAAGGAACUUCAGGGCAGAAGCAAUUGCAUUUUGUGAUGAAAAUUUGCACAAGGUUAUAGAAAUGUAUUAUUCCAUAA